UUUGUUUAGAAAUGUCAAGACGAUCCGUUUCAUUUCAUUCUGUUUGAAAAUGUAACAGUUCUCGAAAUAAAGUGAUGACAUAUUCAUGUGCUUUACGUAACAGAUCUUCAAUAUUUUGUUGUGUAAACUUAGUUCCUAUUUAGUAAAAUAUAAUUAGUUUUCUUAUAUAUUCAUAUUAGUCUAAAUAAUGAUCGGAUCGCAGAAAUUUCGUGAUCUUGAACUGGCGUAUAAAUUACACCAGGAACAACAUUGCCUCGGAAUAACCGAAAAUGCAGUUUUACCCAAAGACAAUGGUAAAGAAAAUUAUAAACCAAGGACGUUAAUUGAUCAGACUCUAGAACUGAUCGAUCCAACACCUAAUGUUCAUACGCUCUUUAUGCAAUUUAAUCAAAAGUACUUUUGGAAUGUUUUGUUGCCUGUAGAAGUCAGGUGGAGUGCUCGAAUGACCAGCUGCGCUGGCGUAUGUACAUUUCAUCCUAGAAAUCGACAAUGUGUAAUCUCAUUAAGCGCACCAUUAUUAAAACUCAGGCCGAGGAAAGAUUUAAUUGAAACUUUAUUACAUGAAAUGAUUCACGGGUAUCUAUUCCUGACAAAUAACAAUAGGGACAGAGAUGGACAUGGACCAGAGUUCUGCAAACAUAUGGAUAGGAUAAAUAGAGAAGCUGGAACCAAAAUAACUAUAUAUCACAGCUUUCAUGAGGAGGUAAAGUUGUAUCAGCAACAUUGGUGGAGAUGUAAUGGUCCUUGCCAAAAGAGAGCUCCAUAUUUUGGAAUGGUACGUAGAUCCAUGAAUCGCGCACCAGGGCCGAAUGAUUUUUGGUGGCAGGAACAUAAGUAUAAUUGUGGUGGUCAGUAUAUUAAGGUUAAAGAGCCAGAGAACUACAAAGGAAAAGGUUCAAAAAAUAAACCAAAUGAAAAACCUGUUAUUCAAAACGACAAGACAUCAGAUGUCCUUAAUUGGCUUCUAAAAACUCCAUCAUCUAAAACUGAACAGAAAGCAACGUUCACUCCAACUAAUAUCAAAUCAAAUACAAAUGCGUUCAAGAAGCUUGGAAAUGGUACGAACAAUGUUCACGGUUGGGGUACAGGAGGUCCAAAUAGUUUGCAAAAGAAUAGUAGUAUCAGUAAUACUAAAACUCCUACUGGACCAUCAGUCUCCCGUUCAGGAGUUCUUGGUGGUUCCAAUUUAGGACGCAGCAAUUUGUUGGACAAACUGUAUAACAAUAAUGGAUCACCUACUAGUACUGCGUUAUCGAAGAAAACCUUCAGUUCAUCGACUAAUAUAAACGUGAACAUAAACGUUAAGAUUGGGAUGGAAACUGGACCAGUUGUUAAUACUAAACGAUCAAAUGACAUACAAAUAAAACACAAAUUGGUAGAAUGUCCAGUGUGCAGUAAGUUUGUAUCAGACGAUGAAAUAAACACACAUGUGGAUUCUUGUUUAAUGAGAACGAAUAAAAGUACUGAAACUAAAGAAAAAAAUAGAAAUAAUGACGUUAAUUGCCAAGGACGAGGUAAUUCUUUGAUAGGACAAAAGAGAAAAAAUAGUACGGACGCAUGUCCAUGCACGCAACCAAAAUUGUGCAGAAACCAAAAUAAUGAAGUGUGCGGUUCUAAGAAAGCAAAUUGUCCUAUUUGCAAUAAAAAUUACGAUCUCGCUGAUAUAAACGAACAUCUUGAUAAGUGCCUCUUAGAAAAAGAUGAACGAAAUAAUUCCAUUAUUAUAAUAGAUGAUGAAGAGAAUAUGAACAGAAAUAUUCCUUUUGAUAACAAUGAUCCUUUAUCUACUUCUCCAAUUCUUGCAGGAAGUAAAGAUUUUCGCUCUUCUCCAAUGAAAUUUGAUACAAUCAUUAAAACCACACACUCUUGUUUAGUGUGCAAUCAACUUAUUCCUAUUGGAACAUCGUUGAAUGAUCAUUUAGAGGAUUGUAUUGGAAAUGUUUUCAAUGAUGAGUCAACUUUACUAAUGGAAACUGAUAAUAACGAAACAUUGCUUUUUGAAAAAUCGAACAACCAUGAUGAGUCAACUUUACUAAUGGAAACUGAUAAUAACAAAACAUUGGUUUUGGAAGAACCGAAAAAGCAGGAUCAUAAAUAUCCUUGUCCUGUUUGUAUGCAGCUAAUAACAGACAUUCUAAUGAACGAACAUUUAGAUGUAUGUCUAGCAACAAGGUAAAUUUAAUAAUCAAAGCAUAAUGUUCCUGUGUGAUUUAUAUUAAUUAAUAAGUACAUUUGAUA
Messenger RNA from Ceratina calcarata, 2238 nucleotides. It is a transcript of the gene mh, whose product is annotated as DNA-dependent metalloprotease SPRTN. Gene Ontology annotation, molecular function: single-stranded DNA binding; metalloendopeptidase activity; polyubiquitin modification-dependent protein binding. Gene Ontology annotation, cellular component: nucleus. The record is from RefSeq and is a predicted model, not a curated record. The transcript is spliced from 2 exons. NCBI's taxonomy places the organism in Eukaryota, Metazoa, Arthropoda, Insecta, Hymenoptera, Apidae. Gene Ontology annotation, biological process: DNA repair. Bases 188 to 2176 code for a protein of 662 amino acids.